GGAUUUAGAAAUACAUUUUAUUUUCAACGAGAAUAUUAUGCAGGAAUAAUCAGUUUUCAUGUCAGGAUGGUCAUUUUUGCAGCAAAGAAAGACACAGCUAAAGGUAAGCUAAAGGUAAGCGUAGCAGCAAAACAACUGACUUAAACCAUGGUCCUACAAAAAUCAUGAAUGCCAAAUUCAAUUCCCUUAGUGGAAUAUGGUAACCCGUUACUGAGAACAACUUAUCCAGGACUUUAAGGAAUUUAAGAACAGUUAGCUGUGAACACAUGAAAGCUCUUCCUACCAGUAAGUAGGAAUGUCAGCUGAAGCUGUGUCUACAUUUAUACUUUUUUAUGGGAUGUUGCUUCUCUGCAUACAUCUAGAGUAGCACUUUGGAGCUGACUGACUGGGAAAUAUUAGGGUAGUUUUGUAGAUAAGUGAGGGUACAAGAGAGAUUGAUGUGAUCCAUGGUACUGAAAAGUUCUCCUAGGUACCAUGGUAUAAAUGUUAGGUGGACUAAAGGAGAGGGCAGAUAUUUAGUACUACCAGAUAGUCCAGAGGGAUUGGUGUGUGUGUGUGUGUGUGUGUGUGUGUGUGUAUGUGUCAAACAGACUAAUUAACUGCAGUUUGAAGCCCUGUUGAAGUUUGCCAUGUACAUAUAUCUUCCUACUGUUGAGGAGAUGGAGGGGGGAAUGUAUCAGAGGGGAUGAGUGAGCUAACUGAACAAACUGCAUCCACAAAGCCUGCUGAGAAAUGUUGCAGAUGAAUGUCAAAAUGGCACAGGGUCCUCUAUUAAAGAUCAUUCUGGAGAGAGACAGUCUUGGGUUCAUUGAAUACCUAGCUCCAAUAUCCAAGUUUCAAUACCCACACUGCCUAACGUAAGCAUGAUAACUGAAACUAAUGUGUACCUAAUUUCUAGAACAGGAGGGAAUCUGCACGCCAGCCUUUCUGAUCAUAGAGUUAGAACUGUACCCAGCAGGAUAUAACUGGUGUGUGAGCAAAAGUUCUGAGAGUACUUGCUGGAAUCAAAGACAAAACCAGUUCAGGAUACUCUCAGUCCCAGGUAAUUGAAAUACUGUGGAAAUAUCAGACCUGAUACAAUAUAAUAAAGGUAAUAUAGACUAUUCCAUGAUAAUAUAUAAUAUGCUCAGAAAAUAAGUCUAACACCUGAAGCAGCAAUUCUGAAAUCAGCUAAAUCCUGCUUAACGGAAUGUAAUAUGUAGAAGUUUGGUCCGUGAUAAAUUACAGGUACUCUGAAUGCCUGAGACAAAAUGCUCUCCGUAUGUUGCAUGGCAUCCUGAUCGCUUGGAGACUGAUUUAUUUUUGUUUGUUUGAAAUCCAGCAGCCCUACUAUCUUAGUAUUUGCUAGACAGAAAUAUAGAAGUAAUGUGUCUGUCCCAGCUGUGCCUGGACAUAGUGAAGAAUAAAGUGACAUCCCCUUCUACAUCUUGCUUGUCUUCUGUCAUUGGAACAUGCUUUUUUGGAGACCUGAAGAAAUAAAUAAAAAGCUGAAAGGGUGGUUCCUCAAGUAGUUCAUGGUUUGCAGCCAAACAUAUACUUCUUGCAGAUAUGGAAAGGCAUGAGAAUUUAUACAGGUGAAUGUCAGUCAAGAUCUCCCUGUGCUGGAAGACUAAGAGUCCAAUUAUGAAAUGAGAUUCUGAGUAAUCUAAAAUUAGAUCUGAUGGAUAAAUGCUAAAGUAGUAAUGGAGUCCUAAUAUCACCCUUGAGACUCUUCAGGCUUCAAUGGCCAUGAGAUGUGAUUUGUAUCCUUCCAACCUUAACCAUAUGGAGUGAAAGAAAAAGCAUUAAUGUUUAAGGAAAUGAGGCUUCUCUUUUUUGACAGUCUCUUUAUCAGUCCAGGGACAUAGUAUUUUGCCAGAGGUGAACUAAUACUUGUGCCAGAACUUCUGUGAAGAUCCUUCAUGCUAUAAAAUAUACUGAACUGAUAACCACAAAAUCACACAGAAUGACUGACUGGUUUAGGUCCGAAGGGACCUCUGUAGGUCACUGGUCCAACACCCCAACAGGUUGCCCAGGGCCAUAUCCAGGUGGCUUUUGCAGGUCUUCAAGGAAGAAGACUCCACAGCCUCUCUGGACAACAUGUGCCUGUGCUCUGUUACACACACAGUAAAGCAAUGUUUCCUGAUGUGCUGAUGGAACCCUUGUGUUUCACUUUGUGCCCAUUGUGCCUCUUGACUGGGCACCAUGAAAACAGCCUGACUCCAUCCUCUGCACCUUUCCUUCAGGUAUUUAUAGACUUUGAUAAAUUCACCCCAGUCCUUCUCUAGGGUGAGCAGUCCCAGGUCUCUCAGCCUCUCUUUGUAGAAGAGGUGCUCCAGUCCCUUCAUCAUCUUUGUGGCCCUUUCUUGGAGGGAAGGGACUCUCCAGGGGCUCCAUGCCUUUCUGGUACUGGGAGCCCAGAACUGGACACAGUAUGCCAAGUGUGGACUCAACAGUACUGAACAGAGGGGAAGGACUACCUCUCCUGAAGCAACAAGUUGCCUAAUGCAGCCCCUGAUACCGUUAGCCUUCUAGGACACCCAGGUCCUUUUCUGCAAGGCAUCUGCUUCCCAGCUGGGUGGCCCAGCUGGUUUUGACCCUUGAUCAGUGCUAGAAAAAGAUGUUUUUUAUUGAGGCAGCUUCAUAGAUAGCAGGUGCAGCGAAUUGCAAUAAACACAAAGCAGUGCUUCUUUUGCAAAUAUGAAAUGACUCAUUAUGAGUUACCUACCUGAAAUGUUAGGUAUUUAGGUUAGUGUUUCAGAUCGGUUUCUCCCCCCUCCCUCUUUAAUUUCUUCAUAUUUCUUUCAGCCUUUUUAUGUAGUCCCUAUGGUUUCUGUACAGGCAUAUGCCUAUGUCCAAUGAUUUAGGUUGCAAAUUACAAGAUUUCUUUUAACUGUCACAACAGAGGAGUGAAGCUUUAUCACCCAUAAUCACCCUGGAUAAAUAGGAAAUAUAAGAUAUUAAGUUCAAUGUAAGUGGAAAUUUUAGCAGGUAGGUUAUGGAAAGAGAUAGCCAAUGUGGUUGCUUACAGUGAUCUAGAGCACCAUUCUCAAGUACCUGAGAAGUAAUUUCUAGUUUCAUACUACUCUAUGUAUAAAAUGAAAUUUUAAUCUAGAUGCUGGGAAAGAAGAAAGAUUUUACAAGUUAUCUUUUCCUUGUUAUCUCAUUCUACAGAACAUACUGUAGUUAUUUAUAAAUGUGUAACCACCAGCUGCCUUUUCUCACAGUUUUUUUCCUCUCUCAAAACCACACUGAUAAGCAGCAAACAAGGAACAACCACAGGACUACAUACAUUUGUAAAUAGUUAUUUUCAAAAAGCAGUACUACUAGGAUACAUAAAAAUAAUGAAAAGCCAAUUAAUAGGAUUUCUUAUGAACUUUUGGAUUUCAUCUUCGAUUGCUUUGUAUUUUCAUAGUGCAGAAAGAGAAGAGAAAUGUAUAAUUGAAGACGUUCCCAGUGACACGUUGGUAACUGGGAAUUACAAAGUACAGAGAUGGGAUAUACAUAAACAAGUUUUUCUUGAAUCUGCUCCUGGUUUGGGGAUGUUUGUGACUGUUAGAACUCCUUCUGAUGAGGUAAUAUUGUCAAAACUGUAUGGGCCAAAAGCAACAUUUUCUUUUACAUCCUAUCUAUCUGGGGAGCAUAUUAUCUGUUUACAGUCUAACUCCACGAGACUUGUGGCAUUUGCAGGAAGUAAACUGCGUAUCCAUUUGGACAUUAGAGUUGGAGAACAUUUUCUGGAUGAAACAGUUAUUCAAGCCAAAGACAAAGUGAAUGAAGUUAACUUUAGACUAGAACAUCUAAUGGAGCAAAUUCAACACGUUUCCAAAGAACAAAACUAUGAAAGAGAACGUGAAGAAAAAUUUCGGAAUAUAAGUGAACAGACCAACAGCAAUAUUUUGUGGUGGGCUGUGGCACAAACAUUUAUCCUUAUCUCCAUUGGAAUCUGGCAAAUCAAAUCUCUCAAAGAUUUCUUUAUAGCUAAGAAGCUUGUUUAAGUCUUAUGAAGUAAAUGCACAGAUUGGAAAUUUCCUCAUUAUCUAAUAUAUAAAAUUCAAAGAAACCCUGUACCUAUGAGAAAAUAUGUUGUAUAAAACUCUCAAGCUUCUCUCAUUUUCUACUCUAUUUGUCACUCUAACUCUGGUUUCAGUCUCUGGCCUCUCCUUAAAUUUUAAUCGUUGAAUUCCAUCUUUUAUUAGUUUCUUUUUCUCUGUAGAUGUAAAGCUAAAUCUAGAAGACUCAAUGACUAAGGCAGCAAUUAACUUUAACUCAGGAUUGUUAAAUUUAAAAUAGAAAUCUUUAAAAUAAAAUCCUAAUGUUUUAAAGUU
Molecule: messenger RNA, 4307 nt
Organism: Anas platyrhynchos (mallard)
Lineage: Eukaryota; Metazoa; Chordata; Aves; Anseriformes; Anatidae
Product: transmembrane emp24 domain-containing protein 11
Source: RefSeq, a predicted model, not a curated record